GUGACAUUAAUCUCCGUCUGUGGAUGCUGUGGAUGCUGAGGAGCCCUUCACCUCCAGGUUUACCUUCAUCCGGAGCAAAGUGUCUCAGAUCCUAGUGGACCAGGAGCGGGAUGAGGCCGACAUAGUGAUCAGGGAGCUUCUCCUCCUCCUCCUUCCUCCUCCUCUUCCUCCUCUUCCUCGUCCCCUUUCUUCCUCUCCAGGAGCGCAGCUGCCGGCGGAGCGAUGAGGAACCCAGCGGCCGGAGUCGCCCUGACAUUGUGGCUGUUUCUGGAGUGUGUAGAAGCCAAUAAGUACUGCUGGUAUUUUGAAGGAGGAUAUCCCAUCUACUUCAUAUGUCGCUCCUAUGAGGACUGCUGUGGGACCCGCUGCUGUGUCAGAGCCCUGUCCAUCCAGAGACUAUGGUACCUGUGGGUUCUGCUGAUGAUGGGCGUGUUGUUCUGCUGCGGCGCCGGAUUUUUCAUUCGCAGGCGGAUGUAUCCGUCCCCUCUGAGAGACGAGCCGGCCUUCAACGUCUCCUUCACCAGACACCCCGUCACCACUCCAGUUUCCCAGCAGCCGGGGAGCAUGCAGGGCUUCGGGGUGAACGGGAUGACGGGAGGCGACCCAGGGGGGGUCACCACCAUGACGCACCCGACGUACCCGGCCCAGCCCGGCUCCACCCACAUGAUGAUGGGUCCCUACCCUCCGCCCCCGUCCUACUGCAACCACCCGCCGCCGUCCUACGAACAGAUUUUCCAAAACGGAGACAAGAAGUAACGCGUGGGACGAGAGAGAGAGAGAGAAGAACUCAGGUCGAUCCGUCAGACGGAGGAAGAGGAAAUGGAAAAAAAACACAAACUCGUGUCCUGUGGAAAAAGACCAAAAAGAGGCACAAGAAGCAGACAUGCACCCACUCACUCACUCACUCAUUCAUUCAUUCAUUCAUUCUCUCUCUCACACUCACCAAACCUGGAGGAGGAGGAUUUAUGUGGACCAGGUCCAGGUUCUGACUCCGCCGUCCCCCCUCCCAGCUGGAACCGUGUAACAACACGUCAUCGUCUCAAAUUUAAACGUGUGUGCGAGUUGUGUUUUAGUAAAAUUCUGGAUACACACGCUCUAAAAAAUAUUUAAAAUGAAGCACGCAUCAGUGAAAAGACGUCUCCUGAGGACCGAGUGUCCAGACGGGACUCGUUUUUCCAUCCAGCGUUUUACUGCAACACGGACUCGUUACUUAAUGAUGAGCUCCUGAUGCAUUUUUCAUUGCAGGAUGCGUCGUGUGGUUAUGUAAAGACACUAAUGAGCGGCUGCAGCGUUCGCUGGCUCGUCCUCCACCUCCACAUGUUCACAUGUUCAGUUGUUUUUGUUUGUGACCGGCCUGUAAAUGAGCUCCACGUUUGUUCUCCGCCUUCAUUCACCGGGUCCCUCGCUCGUGUUGUCUGAUGAGUGACAUGAGACAACAUCGCUGUCGACCGAAUAACUGUCAUGGCCGCCUUCACGGUGCUGACCAUUGAUUUGGUCACGGCGUACUUAUCCAUGUAGCACUUUUAUUUAACCUUCUCUCCGUCAGGCCAUGAACUGAGCCGUCACUCCCAGACAGUCGUGAGACUUGAAUCAGUGGAAGAGUUAGACGGUGUGAACCGUCCCGUUCCUCCCGUUGGUCAGACUGGUAGGCGGUUUACACUUCUGCGUUAAGUUGACGCCCACGUCUCCAGAAACGUAACUACGCAUCGCAGCGACGCAGACUGCACGAGCUGUGACUGGUCCUUUUGUUAGUAGCGUGUUUACGCUUUGAUAUAAUAUCUCCACAAUGAGCGUUUUGGAUCGAUAAAGAACCGGUAAGUUUAACUGAAGAAACUGAAGCAGGAAGUGGAAACAAAAAUGCAUCUUAAAAAAAAAAAAAACAACACAGCGCCCACUAGUGUUUGGGUGGAGUUCGCACCAGCGUAGGUUACGUACGUAAGUUAAGGCAGUGUCUUAAAAUCCCCUAGAGUCUAGUGUCACAGGGAUAUGUUAAAUAAAUGGAGGGCGGAGCCAUGUCAUCAUUGACCCACUGGUGAUUGGUUAACGCUGCGCUUUGCUCCGCCUCCACCGGUUACUAAGAAACGUCUUAUUAUGUGCUAAACGUGGAGCGGUUGUCAGAGGCAACCGUCAGUCAUGAUGCUAACGUCACAUCCUGUUUUUAUUGCGUCAAACAACUAAAAGGUACAUACAACAUAUAUCAAACUAAUAUUAAACUUAUUUUAUGACCUAAACUGCAGCCACCAGGGGGAGCUCCGUAUGCUUUAGAGGAUUUAUUUUAUUUUUUUUUUUUACAGACCAUGGUGUGAACGCGUUAGCAUUUUCUAAUUGCACGCUAGUAAGCCUAGUAAUCCCUCUUUUUAAAAAAUAUGUACUGAAGGUCAAGAGAAAAAGUGUGAAUAACUAGCGCCAGACUAGUCUAGUCCAGUUAAUCUCCAUGUGACCCAGCCCUCGUUAUGGAAGAAGUAUUUAGAGCAACGUUAAAUAAAUGAAAGCACUGUUGAAGGAACAACUUGCCAAAAGAAUGUACAUCUGUACAUUAUUUAAUAACUUUUGAAUGAGUGGGAGAGGAAGCAUGUGGCGGCUGUGUUGUGUGACGGUGAUGUCGCUCCAGGUCUGCAUUGUCCAAUCACCAUUUUUGAAGUUUAUCCUCCACGUUUCUGCAACAACAAUCCUCCACAAAUACAGUAAAUCAUAGCAUAGUGGUAACAGAGGUUUGGUCAAUCAACUUUAAUUUAUAUAUGUAAAUAAACCACGACAUGUCUGUGAAGGUCCUCAGUUAAACGCUUUUUGGAUAAACUCUGACAUAAUCUGGGAUGGUGAACAAUAUUUCACCAACAUAAACCUCCCACUGAUCCUUUAUUGAUCGACUGAGGCGUUUUUGAGUUGUUCCAAGUUUUAAAGCUAAACAAUCGAUUGUUUUAACAGAACUGAACAGACACGGUUCCUUUUAUUUAUUUAGAUUUAUUUUGCAACUUGCAUGAAAAAAAAGGAAAAGCGAUUUGUAAACUGCGUGCACGGAUUGCCAGGAUUUUAAAGCUGGGGUUUUGAUGAAAUUUAAGUCCUAAUUAUGCAUAAGCUAAAGGUGGAAGAGCCAUUAUUUUGUACAUCCAGUGGUCUGACCUUAUGGCACCAGAUGUGUAGAUGUAAACAGAUUUGAACAACUGCUGCUAGUUUGUGGUCCGUGUUCAGUUUUGCCGUUUCAUGAGGUUUUGGAGGAGAUGUAGCUCCUGCCCUGGUCUAUCCUGCUCCUCAGACAGUUUCACAGUGAACACCUGUAGUACACAUCUGUGUAGGUAACUUACGAGACCAUUCUGACCUGAAUCUGUUCGCUGGACUCCCACAAGAAACCAACUUCUUUUGAUUCUGAAGAGCAGAGCACAAUAUUAGAAAGGUAUUCAGUUCAUUUUUACCAAACUAUGCAACAGGUACUGUAACUGGAAACGCUGUUUUCUUUAUCCUCUCAGUGUUAAACUCUUCUCCUUUUCAUCUGCCUUGAGGCUUUCAACAUGAAAUGUCAUUAUACAUUGUGAAAUAUGUAAAUAAACGCCACUUCUGAUAAAAAGGGA
Messenger RNA from Mugil cephalus (flathead mullet), 3566 nucleotides. It is a transcript of the gene vopp1b, whose product is annotated as VOPP1 WW domain binding protein. Bases 223 to 756 code for a protein of 177 amino acids. NCBI's taxonomy places the organism in Eukaryota, Metazoa, Chordata, Actinopteri, Mugiliformes, Mugilidae. The record is from RefSeq and is a predicted model, not a curated record. Gene Ontology annotation, cellular component: cytoplasmic vesicle membrane. The transcript is spliced from 5 exons.